AUGAGUUAUCCCAGCGGUCGCGAGCACUACCACGAGCCUCUUCCCCUCCGUUCGGGCACCAAACCAUACCGUACCCUACUCUUCUCUCAGCGUCCUCGCAACAACAGACCUGAGCCCUUUGAUCUCGGUUCAGACUCCAGCUUCGGCGAAUUCUUCAGCCCUGUUAGUUCUAUAUCAACUCAGGGUCCUACCAUUGCAGAGAUUCAAGCAGAGUUCGGCGCUUUGAUUGGCAACACCGAUAACGGUGAGGGCUGGGGAGAACAAUUCCGACAACAGAGGGCUCGCUUGCAUCCUGUCCCUAAGAUUGAGCGUCCUUCGGUUAAUAUCCUUGAACCUCCCUCUCGGAGAUCUAGAGCGCCUAUGUCUUCAAGCUUGGGAAUACUCCCGUUUGAGAGCAACCCAUCGUCUGAGUAUAGCUCAUCACCCACCUCAGAAUAUCAUACUCCGGCUCGAGUACGAAAAGUCUUCCCUAGAUCGCUAGGCAUUGAACUGGCAAGGCAAUUUGAAGCACCUCCGUAUGGGAGCAGCUCAUCAUCGUCUGAGCCCAGUUCGGUGACUUCAUCUGAGAGCCACAGUCCCGGUCUGUAUAUGCGUCCGAGUGAGCGCAUUCACCUUCUCCCACCCACUCCCAGAUCACCAAGGGUUGAGGUGACAAACCCAGUUGAUAAACUACAACCUAUUGCUCGACAUCCCUACAGACACGGUUCGUACCUGAAUGACCGUUACGAUUACUCGACUGUAGAGGAGCACAGGCGAUGUGAGGAAGACACCGGGGAGACAUGGGGCGAUGUAUGGCUUGACUUUUUGUACUUGAGUGUCUUGUUUGUGUCGUUUAUUUCCGUUAUCUUUGUGUAUGCAUGGGUUGUGCUUUCAUUCCUCCGCGCCUGGUGCCGUACAUAG
This is a messenger RNA of Fusarium redolens, 900 nucleotides long. RefSeq lists its product as uncharacterized. Bases 1 to 900 code for a protein of 299 amino acids. Lineage: Eukaryota; Fungi; Ascomycota; Sordariomycetes; Hypocreales; Nectriaceae. The transcript has a single exon. The record is from RefSeq and is a predicted model, not a curated record.